Messenger RNA from Coregonus clupeaformis (lake whitefish), 2672 nucleotides. Its product is annotated as stathmin-3-like. The record is from RefSeq and is a predicted model, not a curated record. NCBI's taxonomy places the organism in Eukaryota, Metazoa, Chordata, Actinopteri, Salmoniformes, Salmonidae. The transcript has 5 exons. Gene Ontology annotation, molecular function: tubulin binding. The coding region runs from base 76 to 618 and encodes 180 amino acids. Gene Ontology annotation, biological process: neuron projection development; microtubule depolymerization; regulation of microtubule polymerization or depolymerization. Gene Ontology annotation, cellular component: cytoplasm; neuron projection.
CUCCUCCUCCUCGCUCACAUUCUCUCUUCUCCUCCAUCCGGCAACAUCCUGCUCUCGCCUCCACCUCCAGCAACCAUGUCCAGCACUAUAUCAGCCUACUCCGACAAGAUCAAAGAGAUGUCCAUGCUGUCUCUGAUCUGCUCCUGCUUCUACUCACAACCACACCCCAACAGUCUCUACCAAUAUGGAGACAUGGAGGUGAAGUCCCUGAACAAGCGGGCGUCCGGCCAGGCCUUCGAGGUCAUCCUGAAGGGCCCCGCUGACCUCUCUCCGGACAGGCCCCAGCCCCUGCUUUCUGCUCCCAAGAAGGACCUCUCCCUGGACGAGCUCCAUAAAAGGCUGGAAGCUGCGGAGGAGAGGAGGAAGUCUCAGGAGGCCCUGGUGCUGAAGCAGCUAGCUGAGAAGCGGGAGCAUGAGCGAGAGGUGCUCCACAAGGCCCUGGAGGAGAACAACAACUUCAGCAAGAUGGCCGAAGAGAAGCUUAACCACAAGAUGGAGGUCAACAAAGAGAACCGUGAGGCCCACCUGAAUGCGCUGAAGCAGCGGCUCCGGGAGAAGGAAAUCCAUGCUGCUGAGGUCCGUAAAAACAAGGAACUCCAAGCUGACCUCUCUGGUUGAAAACAUUUUCUACAGUUUUGUCAAGAGAUUCUCGUCUGAUGGGUUUUGGUUGGAGGAAAUGCUUCUUUUAAGAAUCUCAAUGUCUCAAAGGCUCUUGCAUUGUUCACUGGUUUCACAAGCUAAUAAUUCAAGAACAUUUUACACAGAUUGUUUCUCAUCUCUCAGUGUAUUUUUUUGAAAACCACAAACAUUUUGAAAUGCGAAGGCACAUUAGGUCAAGGGCCAGAUUGACUAAACAUUUGUACUUGCUUUAAGACUGCACCUGUGAGUUCAAACAAAGGAACAACAUGAAAACAAUUGAAAAGUUAUUUAUUUUACCUUUUGUUUUAAAUAAUGAUGUUUGGUUCUGUCCAGAAAAAUUACCAGUUCAAUUUUGCAGUAGUGCAAAUGCUUGGAAAAUCUUUCUCUCUGUGUGUGUCAGACCUAAAAAGCUACUGUAAAUGGGUGGCGUAUGGUGAAAUAUUUGAUUGUUUUGGUGCAUGGGGCAGGUGAGAAGAGGUGGUGUGUGUGUGUGUGUACAUCUUUACCGUUUGUUUCUGUGUAGGGGAUGUUGGGGAUUUUGUACUGAUACUAGUUUUAGGCGUGUUCAUGCACACCUUUUCAGAAGGGUGGGUGCACGCCUACGUCAGAGAGAAAGGCUGUGAGUCAUCAGAAUGAUGAAUUGCCCUUAUUGAUACAAAACAUAGUUCAAUAUGUAAUGUUCAAUUCUCAUAGGAAGUCAUGUCUAUGCUGCAUCUGUACUGUGAGUGAACUGUUCCACAUAUUUCCAAACUGUCUUUAUUUUGAAAAAGUAGCUUGAGGUCGUAACACAAUCCCUAUAUCUAUUGCAUAAGGUACUUUAUGACAUGGAAGCAGAGCCACGCUAAAUGGAUUCAAGAGUUGCCCUGUGCUAGAGGCUUGCUCAGACCUCGUGUAAACGGGAUAAUAUACGAUAUUCAGCUAAAUCUAUAGGCAAACACCAUAACCUGGCCAUUCAUCAUGUAUAGUGGCACCCAUUGUCAAUUUGUGCAGCUGUCUUCAAUCAAACAUGUAAAGUUACUCACUUGAGUGUUUAAAAAUUAGGCCUCAGUUCAAUACAGUUCAGUAUUCACUUUGCCGUAGGUCAGUAAAUUAAUAAGGUUAUGACACAUACGUUUGAGUUGCUUGAAGAGUGGCUUCCGUUCUCGCUUCAGUUUCGUUUCCUAGCUACUGAAAUCUCCCACACAGUCUGUUUAUUUCCGAGAGUCACUCACUUGUGACUGUUGAGUAAGUGUCACUGUAGGGGACUACAUUGAGUAACAAGAUGACUCCACUACAGAAUGCCAUAGUUUGUUUGCAGUGAGAUACAGAGUCAAUGUGACAGAAUUAGUUUUAUGCAAAUCAUAUGCAAAUAAAAAGGAUUAUGAUGUGAACUUUGGCAUGUGAUGUGGAGGUAUCAAAUGCUGACAUAGCCUGAAUGUAUUACCAGACUCACAUAGCCUGAAUGUAUUACCUUCUAGCAGCAUAUAGGCCUGGGUUACUCGUGCAAGGUUUCCCUAUACAGUAUUAAUGGGGAUAAUGCUGCUCAGCUUCAGUGGGGUUGCGCUAGGACACAAUCCCGUCAUGCUGGUGCUUGACUUGGUUGGUUGUCACCUUGCCUUAAGUAACCUUGACAUCGUGCCAACUACUGUUUUAUUUAUCUUUGUCUAAGAUGGGUCCACCAGUCCAUUAUGCUUACACAACACACACACACACACACACACACACACACACACACACACACAGUCUCAGCACAUACAACAACUCUGUGUGAAUAACUCAACAAUAGCUCAUCUUUGAUACAAGGUCAGCUGUUGUUGCUUGCAUAUAAAGUCUGAUAAACUAUAAUAAAGUUGGUGAUACCUUAUUUUUUCAUUUCUAUUUGUGACACUUAAUAAUUUACAUAUUUAUCAUUUACAAUUGUAGUAAAAUAUGUCACAUGAGAGCUGAUAUCAUAGCUUUCACACAUCUUUGAAAAAUCUAACCUGGUAAAUAUUAAAAAUAAUGCUUCAGAAUUAAUUUCACUGGAUUAAUAAACCCUUCAUGGCAAAUUCAAA